GUGCUCGGCGCAGUCGGGUGCGAUUGGCCACCCCUGGCAGGAGCCGCACCUCGGACAGCAGCAGCGGCGGCCGCGGGAGGGUCCGUGUGGCGCCGGGCGGCGGGGUCCUGCGUGUAGAGUGGGGCGCAACGCGGAGAUCGCGAGCAGAGGCUCUGCACAGCCUGAUCCGGCACUCAGCGACCGGACCCAAGGAUCCGCCGGGGAACAAGCCACAGGAGACCGACUCAGGAACAAGUGUGGGAGAGGAAGCGGCGGCGGCGGCGCCGGGCCCGGGGGUGGUGACAGCAGGUCUGAGGUUGCAUCAUAAAUACAAAGGACUGAAGUUAUAAAAGAGAAAAAAGAAGAUUGCUGCUAAAAUGAAUCUGAGCAAUAUGGAAUAUUUUGUGCCACACACAAAAAGGUACUGAAGAUUUACGCCCCCCCAAAAAAAAUUGUCAAUGAGAAAUAAAGCUAACUGUGAUAUCAAAAAGCAGAGUGCCUGCUCUACUGGCCAUCAUGCGUAAAGGGGUGCUGAAGGACCCAGAGAUUGCCGAUCUAUUCUACAAAGAUGAUCCUGAGGAACUUUUUAUUGGUUUGCAUGAAAUUGGACAUGGAAGUUUUGGAGCAGUUUAUUUUGCUACAAAUGCUCACACCAAUGAGGUGGUGGCAAUUAAGAAGAUGUCCUAUAGUGGGAAGCAGACCCAUGAGAAAUGGCAAGAUAUUCUUAAGGAAGUUAAAUUUUUACGACAAUUGAAGCAUCCUAAUACUAUUGAGUACAAAGGCUGUUACUUGAAAGAGCACACUGCUUGGUUGGUGAUGGAAUAUUGCUUAGGCUCAGCCUCUGAUUUAUUAGAAGUUCAUAAAAAACCACUUCAGGAAGUGGAGAUCGCUGCCAUUACUCAUGGAGCCUUGCAUGGACUAGCCUACCUACAUUCUCAUGCAUUGAUUCACAGGGAUAUUAAAGCAGGAAAUAUUCUUCUAACAGAGCCAGGUCAGGUAAAACUAGCUGAUUUUGGAUCUGCCUCAAUGGCUUCUCCUGCCAACUCCUUCGUGGGCACACCUUACUGGAUGGCUCCAGAGGUGAUCUUAGCUAUGGAUGAAGGACAGUAUGAUGGGAAAGUUGAUAUUUGGUCACUUGGCAUCACUUGUAUUGAAUUGGCGGAACGGAAGCCCCCCCUUUUCAACAUGAAUGCAAUGAGUGCCUUAUAUCACAUUGCUCAGAAUGACUCCCCAACGUUACAGUCUAAUGAAUGGACAGACUCCUUUAGGAGAUUUGUUGAUUACUGCCUGCAGAAAAUACCUCAGGAAAGGCCAACAUCAGCGGAACUAUUAAGGCAUGACUUUGUUCGACGAGACCGGCCAAUACGUGUCCUCAUUGACCUCAUACAGCGGACAAAAGAUGCUGUUCGAGAGCUAGAUAACCUACAGUACCGAAAAAUGAAAAAAAUACUUUUCCAAGAGACACGAAAUGGACCCUUGAAUGAGUCACAGGAGGAUGAGGAAGACAGUGAACAUGGAACCAGCCUGAACAGGGAAAUGGACAGCCUGGACAGCAACCAUUCCAUUCCAAGCAUGUCCGUGAGCAUAGGCAGCCAGAGCAGCAGUGUGAAUAGCAUGCAGGAGGUCAUGGAUGAGAGCAGUUCUGAACUUGUCAUGAUGCACGACGAUGAAAGCACAAUCAAUUCCAGCUCCUCUGUCGUGCACAAGAAGGAUCAUGUAUUCAUAAGGGAUGAGGCGGGCCACGGCGAUCCCAGGCCUGAGCCGCGGCCUACCCAGUCAGUUCAGAGCCAGGCCCUCCACUACCGGAACAGAGAGCGCUUUGCCACGAUCAAAUCAGCAUCUUUGGUUACACGACAGAUCCAUGAGCAUGAGCAGGAGAACGAGUUGCGGGAACAGAUGUCAGGUUAUAAGCGGAUGCGGCGCCAGCACCAGAAGCAGCUGAUCGCCCUGGAGAACAAGCUGAAGGCUGAGAUGGACGAGCACCGCCUCAAGCUGCAGAAGGAGGUGGAGACACAUGCCAACAACUCGUCCAUCGAGCUGGAGAAGCUGGCCAAGAAGCAAGUGGCUAUCAUAGAAAAGGAGGCAAAGGUAGCUGCAGCAGAUGAGAAGAAGUUCCAGCAGCAGAUCUUGGCCCAGCAGAAGAAAGAUUUGACAACUUUCUUAGAAAGUCAGAAGAAGCAGUAUAAGAUUUGUAAGGAAAAAAUAAAAGAGGAAAUGAAUGAGGACCAUAGCACACCCAAGAAAGAGAAGCAAGAGCGGAUCUCCAAACAUAAAGAGAACUUGCAGCACACGCAGGCUGAAGAGGAAGCCCACCUUCUCACUCAACAGAGACUGUACUACGACAAAAAUUGUCGUUUCUUCAAGCGGAAAAUAAUGAUCAAGCGGCACGAGGUGGAGCAGCAGAACAUUCGGGAGGAACUAAAUAAAAAGAGGACCCAGAAGGAGAUGGAGCAUGCCAUGCUAAUCCGGCACGACGAGUCCACCCGAGAGCUAGAGUACAGGCAGCUGCACACGUUACAGAAGCUACGCAUGGAUCUGAUCCGUUUACAGCACCAGACUGAACUGGAAAACCAGCUGGAGUACAAUAAGAGGCGAGAAAGGGAACUGCACAGAAAGCAUGUCAUGGAACUUCGGCAACAGCCAAAAAACUUAAAGGCCAUGGAAAUGCAAAUUAAAAAACAGUUUCAGGACACUUGCAAAGUACAGACCAAACAGUAUAAAGCACUCAAGAAUCACCAGUUGGAAGUUACUCCAAAGAAUGAGCACAAAACAAUCUUAAAGACACUGAAAGAUGAGCAGACAAGAAAACUUGCCAUUUUGGCAGAGCAGUAUGAACAGAGUAUAAAUGAAAUGAUGGCCUCUCAAGCGUUACGGCUAGAUGAGGCUCAAGAAGCAGAAUGCCAGGCCUUGAGGCUACAGCUCCAGCAGGAAAUGGAGCUGCUCAACGCCUACCAGAGCAAAAUCAAGAUGCAAACAGAGGCACAACAUGAACGUGAGCUCCAGAAGCUAGAGCAGAGGGUGUCUCUGCGCAGAGCACAUCUUGAGCAGAAGAUUGAAGAGGAGCUGGCUGCCCUUCAGAAGGAACGCAGCGAGAGAAUAAAGAACCUAUUGGAAAGGCAAGAGCGAGAGAUUGAAACUUUUGACAUGGAGAGCCUCAGAAUGGGAUUUGGGAAUUUGGUUACAUUAGAUUUUCCUAAGGAGGACUAUAGAUGAGAUUAAAUUUUUUGCCAUUUACAAAAAAAAAAAAAAAAAGAAAACAGAAAAAAAUUCAGACCCUGCAAAACCACAUUCCCCAUUUUAACGGGCGUUGCUCUCACUCUCUCUCUCUCUUACUCUUACUGACAUCGUGUCGGACUAGUGCCUGUUUAUUCUUACUCCAUCAGGGGCCCCCUUCCUCCCCCCGUGUCAACUUUCAGUGCUGGCCAAAACCUGGCCGUCUCUUCUAUUCAUAGUACACGUCACAGUAUUGAUGUGAUUCAAAAUGUUUCAGUGAAAACUUUGGAGACAGUUUUAACAAAACCAAUAAACCAACAACAAAAAAAGUGGAUGUAUAUUGCUUUAAGCAAUCACUCAUUACCACCAAUCUGUGAAAGUAAAGCAAAAAAAUAAUAAUAAUAAAUGCCAAGGGGGAGAGAGACACAAUAUCCGCAGCCUUACACCUUAACUAGCUGCUGCAUUAUUUUAUUUUAUUUUAUUUUUUUGGUAUUUAUUCAUCAGGAAUAAAAAAAAAACAAAGUUUUAUUAAAGAUUGAAAAUUUGAUACAUUUUACAGAAACUAAUUGUGAUGUACAUAUCAGUGGUGACAUAUUAUUACUUUUUGGGGGAUGGGGGGUGGGUGGGGUGAAGAGAUCUUGUGAUUUUUAAGAACCUGCUGGCAAGAGUUUAACUUGUCUUCAGCAUAUUCUGAUUGUAUCAUAAUCAUUUUCUGCUGUUGCAGAGGAUGUGAAUACACUUAAAGGAGCUCACAGAAUCCCAGUAGCACAAAUUGGGCUUUGGCAAAUCGUGUAUUUUGUGUAUAGAAGGAAUUUAAGGAGAGGUAUUACUUAUUUUCAUAUUGUAUUUUAACUGUUUCUCUGAUCAAAUUUUUUUACUUCCUCCUCCUGUUGCUCCCCACCUCCCUCCUUUUCCAAUUCAGUAUUUGGAGUUCAACACUGUCUCUCAAUCAGAUCAUCUUGAUCUUUUUCUUUACUUCCCUUCCCCUUCCUAAGUCCCAUUUCUUGGUCAUAAAUAUUGCAUUAUUCACACUUUCAAACUGUGUAUUUUCUUACAAUAAAAAAUGAUGAAAAAAAAAAAAGGCUUUACUUCUUUUGCAUGCACUUUAAAAACAAAACAAAACAUUUUUCAGGUUCCAAGGAAGAGCAUGAUAACUGUCAGAGCUUUUAAUUAUAUUUGUAAAUAAAAGUGUUC
This is a messenger RNA of Piliocolobus tephrosceles (Ugandan red Colobus), 4386 nucleotides long. RefSeq names its product TAO kinase 3 (gene TAOK3). Gene Ontology annotation, molecular function: protein serine/threonine kinase activity; ATP binding. The transcript is spliced from 21 exons. NCBI's taxonomy places the organism in Eukaryota, Metazoa, Chordata, Mammalia, Primates, Cercopithecidae. The record is from RefSeq and is a predicted model, not a curated record. Gene Ontology annotation, cellular component: cytoplasm. Bases 496 to 3192 code for a protein of 898 amino acids. Gene Ontology annotation, biological process: regulation of cytoskeleton organization; protein phosphorylation.